AUGGCAAGGAACGCUGGUUUGAUGGGUUUGGCUGCUGCAGCGAUCGCUUUGGGCACCAACGAUGUUGGAAGAUACCUGAAUCACAUUCUGCCGCCCGUGUUGGCUUGUUUCGGAGAUCAGAACGAUCAGGUGAGAUUCUAUGCAUGCGAAAGUUUGUAUAAUAUUGCUAAGAUCGCUAAGGGAGAGAUACUUGUGUACUUCAACGAGGUAUUUGAUGUACUCUGUAAGGUAAGCGCGGACACAGAAAACUCUGUGAGGGGUGCAGCAGAGCUUUUAGAUCGAUUGAUCAAGGAUAUAGUGGCCGAAACCGCUUCAAACUAUAUUAGUGUAGUCAACAGCGAUCUUCGAGAUGUCCCACCACGUUUAACUACUGACCCUAUGACUGGUGAAGUUUAUCAGGGAGAUUAUGAACAAGAAAGCUCUUUGGCAUUUUCGUUACCAAAAUUCAUCCCACUUUUAACAGAAAGGAUAUAUACUAUAAAUCCGGACACUAGGGUUUUUCUGGUAGACUGGCUAAAGGUUUUGCUGAACACGCCUGGAUUGGAACUCAUCUCAUUUUUACCCUCAUUCCUAGGAGGCCUCUUCACCUUCUUGGGUGACUCUCACAAGGACGUCAGAACUGUCACGCACGCCUUGCUGGACCUUUUGCUACAUGAGGUUGAACGUAUUUCCAAAUUACAGUCGAGUCUCAGAAAGAUGGAAAGGCAGAAACAGCUUGAAGAUAAGAAUGAAGGAUCAUCAAAGAAAGUAGAUGGUUUUUUGAUUGCAGAGAAGAAAAAAACAUUAAUGACAGCACUAGGAAAGCUGUCGAUUGACAAGAAUGGUCAUCCGGUCGAAGCAGCCCGUCCAAAAGAUGACGCAAAACCCGAAGCGGUAGACAGUGAUAGUUCAGUGAGUGAAACUGUGGGAGUUGUUUCCUCAAUCGCUGAUCGCGACGGUGAGGAUUAUAUUCCAGGGCAGGAUAUACACCUAGACUUCUCGGAAAUCAUAGACAUCUUGGUGAAUAAUCUUGCCUCUUCUGAAGCCGAGAUACAAUUGGUCGCUAUACACUGGAUGAGGACUAUUUUAACACUCUCACCUGACGAUUUCGUUCCUUUCUUCUCAAAGAUAUUAUCAUUAUUGUUGAAACUGCUAAGUGAUCCGGACCCUCGUAUUAGUGAGAGUGCUCGAAUUGUCAAUAAACAAUUGAUUGAGCUGUGCAAUGACUAUAAUCAUUCUAAGGACCCCACUGCAAUAGCUUACGGGUCAAUAGUCAACAGCAUGACUUUACAAUUUUUCGAUAGCAAAGUUGAUGCUAAGAUAGCUUGUCUUGACUGGCUUUUGCUAAUCUACAGGAAAGCGCCAAGCCAAAUUCUAAGGCAUAACGAUAGCAUGUUUCUAACGUUGCUUAAGUCCCUUUCGGACAAGGACAGUAGAUUAACUGAGAAGGCUCUUGAACUUUUAUCAAGCUUGUGCUCAGAUUCCAAUGACAACUACAUCAAAAAAUUCCUCCAGGAUCUUUUGAUCCUAUUUAAGAAAGAUACGAAGCUUUUGAAGGCCCGCGCCAAUUUCAUCAUGAGACAGCUUUGCGCUAGACUAACUCCAGAAAGAAUUUACAGAGUAGUCUCACCAAUUUUAGAUUCGUAUGACGACGUUGUAUUUGUUCGCAUGGUAAUUCAAAUACUCAGUACCAACCUAAUCACAGCCUCUGAAGUGGACUCACUGAGAAAAAAGCUAAGAAGUGGAGAUGAUGGGAUGUUUUUUAACACGUUGUUCAGAUCGUGGUGUCAAAAUCCUGUUUCAGUAAUUUCUCUCUGUCUGGUCUCUGAAAAUUAUGAUAUGGCUUACUCCGUUCUACAGGCUUAUGUGGACUACGACUUAACCCUCAAUGAUCUUAUUCAACUGGACGUCUUGGUGCAGCUUUUAGAAUCUCCUGUUUUUACUAGGAUGCGUCUGCAAUUAUUGGAACAACAAAAGUAUCCACACCUGCACAAGUCAUUAUACGGAAUCCUGAUGAUUUUACCGCAAUCUAAAGCUUUUGAUGUACUGAAUAGAAGGCUAAACUCUGUUAGUAACUGGACCUGGCAACCACCUUCUGAUAGGAAUGUCUAUCAGCAGAGGAGCUCUUCGCAAUCGAGUCUAAGUAACAGUGUUGAGUCGGAAGGUUAUCAAAAUUCGGUCAGUCAAAAUAAGCUUCACGCCCGUGAACUGUUGAAGCAUUUUAAUAACGUCUGUGCUGCUGCUCGCUCGUCGCCAAGUUUUGGAGACGUAUAUGAGUCAGAACUUCUAUUCAUGGGAUCGGUUCCAGAAAGUCAAAGAGAGCCUUCGUAUAAAACUGGUACACCUAUGAGAGUUGAUUCCUCUAGCGACAAGCUGGGCGCUAGCAAGAGGGAUAGUGGCACUGAUGCGAGCUCAGUGAUAUAUAGGAGCAGUGCUUCUAGAAGGCAAACUGACCGAGAAUCAUCUCAGGCGUCCUAA
Molecule: messenger RNA, 2457 nt
Organism: Torulaspora delbrueckii
Lineage: Eukaryota; Fungi; Ascomycota; Saccharomycetes; Saccharomycetales; Saccharomycetaceae
Gene: VAC14
Product: Vac14p
Exons: 1
Coding region: 1-2457 (818 amino acids)
Biological process (GO): positive regulation of kinase activity; phosphatidylinositol biosynthetic process
Cellular component (GO): PAS complex; endosome membrane; fungal-type vacuole membrane
Source: RefSeq, a predicted model, not a curated record